This is a messenger RNA of Astyanax mexicanus (Mexican tetra), 898 nucleotides long. RefSeq lists its product as uncharacterized. The transcript is spliced from 6 exons. The record is from RefSeq and is a predicted model, not a curated record. Bases 304 to 897 code for a protein of 197 amino acids. NCBI's taxonomy places the organism in Eukaryota, Metazoa, Chordata, Actinopteri, Characiformes, Acestrorhamphidae.
CUGCCUCACUUGUCAGAGGGGAGUACUUUUCUCAGAAAUGAAAGUGCACAGGGACAUCUGUAUAGGGACAUCCGUUCAGGAAUCAGAUAGGGAUGGAGAGGAAAGUCAUGGGGAGGCUUAUGUUAGGGAACCGGAUGUGGUCAGUGAGAGCUCCCAGUAAGGCCGGAGUCAGCAGGGACAUCUGUUGCAAGUGCAGUAGUUGUGACUGACAGUGAAGAGUUUGAGCACAGAGCAUCAGACUGUGAAUGGGGGCUGAUUGAAAAUCCAGCUCAAGCUUCCAAAGUUUUCAAGGAGAGCUUACUUAUGGAACAUGCAUCUGGAAAGCCACUUAAACUAAAGAUGGAUAUGAGGGACACUGAGGAAGACCGAGAGCGUGCACUUCUGUCAUUCUAUAAACAGCAACGUGAAUGGGCAUGUCCUCUUCAAUGUGCCCUUGAUGGGGAUGCUGCUGUUGGACAGGGAGUGGUGCGAUAUUUUCUGACAACAAUAAUAUCCAAACUUCAGUUUGGAUUCAGUCUAAAUCUCGGUGGCACAGGUCGAACGCUGUUAUUUGAGGGUCAGCCUGACCACCUCGUUCCAGCCACAUCAGAGGCCCUUAUUGAAAGCAAUCUCUUCCAGGUUGCUGGAAGGAUGUUGGCUCAUUCCUUCUUGCGUGAUGGCCCAUGUGUGACAGGAUUAAGUCCGGCUAUAAUCCAUGUGUUGUUCAAUGGGGACCCAGAAAUUGCAACAAUUGUCACAGAAGACUGUCCCGAUCUACACAUCAGGAGCAUAAUAGAAAUGCUUGAAACUGAAGAACUUACUCAGGAGCAGGAGGACACUGUCUCAAAUCUAUCCAUGUCGUGGGAUCUUCCAGCAGUCACAAAAACUAAUAGGAGAUGGCUACAGAACAAACUGUAGG